AUGAAUUAUUUAAUUUUUAAUAUUUUAUUUUUAUCAAUUUUUAUAAUAUUUUUAAAAAAUUCUGUCGCUUUUGAAAAACUUUAUUCUGAGGAUAUAUUUGGGCUUUGUAAUUAUAAGGAAAAUUCUGAAUGUUUAAAUUCAUUAUUUAAUUUAACGGAUUCAAACAGCAAUGGACGUAUUUCUUUUUGGGAAUUUAUAAAUACCUUCAUUAUUACUCAUCAACUUUCGAGCGCCCAUAUUUCCCGAGCUUAUAAAUCCAAAGAACUUCAAAAUUAUUUUGAUUUGGCUGAUAAAGAUAAAAAUGGAUAUUUAGAUGAAGUGGAAUUUCAGGAAGGAGUUAUCGAGCAUAAAGACACUUCUUCAAUUUAUAAAAUAUAUUUUGAAAUAAUUGAUGAGGAUGGAAAUGCAAAAAUAGAUUAUGAGGAAAUGGUGGAUAUAUUUGCUGCUAAAGAAGAUAUGAGUUAUCAAGAGAGAAAUAAUUUAGUUAAUGAUAAAACAAUGAAGGAAUUGUUUGAUAAAAAGGAUAAAAAUAAAGAUGGAGUAAUUGAUAUUGAAGAAUAUAUCUUUGAGAGUGAUUUUAAUGAAAUUAAUUUAACAACAGAGAAGCCAAAAACAACACAACAAUUAAUUAAAUUAAGAAAAGAACAAAAUUACCCGAAUAUAGAGGAGUUUAAUAGAAAAACAGAUGAAAUUAAAUAUUUUGAAGAAAAAAUGAAAAUAUUAUCAGAAUCGUCAACAGAUUUAAAUAACAAUAAUAAAGAAGAUAAAUUGCCAAUAAUUUUUGAAUUAUUUACUAAAAAACCAGAAAUAAUUAAAAAAUCUGAAAAUAUUAAAAUAAUUAAAGAUCAAAAUAUUAAAAAAGAACCAUCUUUGACAACUACAACAACAGAAACAAUUAUUGAUGAUCAUAUAUUAAAUUGGAUUUAUUAUGGAGGUGAAAUUAAAACUAGUACAUCUCCCCCACAACCAACACCAACUACAUCUACUUUUAUUUCUUCCAAUAAAAAUUCUUUAUUACAAUUAGAAUUAUCGUUUUUGUGGGAAGAUGGAAAUUUUGAUGAAAAGCUUAGUUUUGAUGAAUUUAUUUCUUUUAUGGCCAAUCAAUUAAAUUUAAAUGGAGAAGCGAAAAAAGAAUUAUUUAAUUCCUAUGCUCUUAAAUUGUUUUUCAAUAUAAUGGAUGUGAAUAACGAUAAUCAAUUAACUUUAAAUGAAUUUAAAUCGGCUUUAUUUGAAAAACACCAAACAACAAAAACUACAAUUUUACAAGAAAUAUUUAAUGUUUUGGACCUAAACAAAGAUGGAAAAUGGGAAUUUACAGAAUUUACUGAUUUAUUAAUUAUAUUUUUUGAGGCAGAAAAAAUUGAAGGGUUACGUGAAUAUUUACUAAAUGACGAGGAAUUUAAAGAAUAUUUUUUGAAAGGAGAUAAAAAUGGAGAUGGAUAUUUUACAUUUAAUGAAUUAGUUAAAAAUAAUUAA
Messenger RNA from Meloidogyne enterolobii, 1476 nucleotides. The record is from the annotation of a GenBank genome assembly. Lineage: Eukaryota; Metazoa; Nematoda; Chromadorea; Rhabditida; Meloidogynidae.